GUGACAGUCAAGCCCGCUGUUUUAUAAACACAAUAUUGUCAUAACAAUUUAUAAUAUACAGAAUAUGUGUUUCUCUUUUGAAAUUGUGCAUUUCUGUGGAUAUUAUUAAACCAAAUACCUAGUGCAGACACAUCAAAAAUGGCAGAGAAAAAUCAGAACGCCUUGGAUAUUAAUGGUCCGAAUUUUGAUCCAAACCUAUACCUGGAUAAGGUCUUCAAAGAAUGUACCUUGCGGCAAAUAAUGGAUCAUGAAAAUGAAAUAGUCAAAGAUACUCAAACUUUACAUUCUGACAUGCAAACCCUAGUGUAUGAAAACUACAAUAAAUUCAUUUCUGCCACAGACACAAUUAAAAAGAUGAAAAAUGAUUUUAAGAAGAUGGAAGAUGAGAUGGAUCUACUGAUGUCUAACAUGGAAACUAUCACAUCAUUCUCUGACAAGAUUAACUCAAACCUGCAAGAGAGCCGAGAUAAGAUUUCACAUUUGUCUGGAGUUCAUUCGUUGUUGCAAAGGUUGCAGUUCCUAUUUAAACUUCCUGGCACCCUAAAAUCAAGGAUGGAGGAGAAAAACUACAUACAAGCUACCCAAGACUAUUUACAUGCCCAAAGAGUAUUACAGCAAUAUGGUGAUAUGCCAGCAUUCCAGGGAAUUAAACAUGAUUGUGAAGCUAUUCUAUCAGAACUAAAGACCGAAUUAAGAAAGCAAUUCUGCAAUGCAAAUGCCUCCACCAAAGAACUGGCAGAAUCAGUUGAUUUGCUUUUACAAUUGGAAGAACCACCCACUGAAUUAUGUAUGGAAUUUUUGUCCUGUGCAGAAAAGAGACUUAGUGAACAACUUGUCAUGUUAAAAGACCAAAGUGAGCAAAGAGAUAUUACUGAAUUUAUUGACCUGGGGUCUUCAGGAUUCCUAAGUGACAUUUGCUUAAUAGUAGCUUCCUUCCAUGAUAUGUUUAUCAAUAGGGUUAAUACAGAAAAUUUGGAUAGCAGUGAGAUUUUUGAAAACUUUGCUGCUGUGGAACUCGAGUCUUUUGUCAAAGAAAAUAUGAAAAAAUACUUUACUCUGGUACAGACAAAAGUAGAUUCAGAGCAGGAAAUUGUUGAUACACCUACAUUAGUCAGAGCCCUUGACCAUUUCUAUCUAAGAAUUGAUGGUAACAGAUUUUCAAAAGAUGUAAAUUUUACGGAAAUGGCUACAGAAAUCAUUAAUCGAGCUGCUAGAAAACAAUGUAAGGCUCAUUUACAAGUAUUAAAACUAGGUUUUUCUGAUACACUUACUAAAGUAAAACAGGCUUUGGCUACUCCAAAACUGAUAAGCCAAGAGGACACUUCAAUGAAUUUAAGUGAGCUGCUGAAUUCAAUGAUAACAACUGUAGUCGAAAAAACUAAGGGUGUCUUACAGGAUUUGGUAUCUUUUAUUGGCCCUGAAGUAACAUUUGCUAGAAAGUCUGACUUUAGAGAAAGUUUGUGCCUAGAUAAUGUCAGGGAGGGCCUUAUUGUGUGCUUUUUGCACCACUUGACUGCUUCUGUAAGAAACAUAACUGCAGAGGGAGGACCUAAUUCAAAAAUGCCUCCAACACUGGUUCUACUACUUUCUAGAUUUUGCUUGGAUUUUAAAAAUAGCAGUGUGCACUUUCUACUCUCCAAAACUGAUGAAAUUUUCUCUGUUACACCAAAGAGGAAUAGCAGUGCACUGACAAAUGAAACUGAAAUCUGCAAAGCUAUGCAAGAAUCAGCUCAGUUUUUGCUAAACUACUAUGUACAGCUUCAGGGCCAUAACUGUUCUCAAAUGUUAAGAAAAAGUGUAGAGACUAGGGAUUGGCUACAUACCAUUGAGCCUAGAACAGUUAGAGCUGUAAUGAAGAGGGUGGUAGAAGAUAUAUCUGCAAUAGAUGCCUCUGUAGCUCUGCUCUAUGAAGAUCAGGGCACUGCAACAGGCAACAGUAGUGAUUCAAGCAGAAAGACACAUAGCAUUUCUGUGUCUAGAGCACAGUACAAAUCGAAUUGGUCAAGCUAUACCCCCAGCCACUUAGAUUCAACCCUAGUCUCCAAUAUGCAUAAAUUAUUUAGUGAAAGAAUAGAGAUUUUUUCACCAGUUGAGUUUUCAAAAGUGUCUAUUCUAACAGGCAUCAUCAAAAUAAGCUUAAAGACAUUCAUGGAAUGUGUCCGAUUGAAAACUUUUAGUAAAUAUGGGCUUCAACAGAUUCAAGUUGAUACACAUUACCUGCAGCUGUAUUUGUGGAGGUUUGUUGCAGACGAAAAUCUAGUUCACUUUCUGCUAGAUGAAAUCUUAGGUUCCACAGUUCACAGAUGUUUAGAACCAGUUUUAAUGGAACCAAGUGUUGUUGAUAUCAUAUGUGAAAGAGGUUGAAUUAACAAUUAUUAUUGUGGUAAAUGUAAGCUAUUUAUUUCAAAUAUUAUUAUAUUAAGUUUUA
This is a messenger RNA of Anthonomus grandis grandis, 2428 nucleotides long. RefSeq names its product vacuolar protein sorting-associated protein 51 homolog (gene Vps51). Gene Ontology annotation, biological process: Golgi organization; retrograde transport, endosome to Golgi; lysosomal transport. The record is from RefSeq and is a predicted model, not a curated record. Lineage: Eukaryota; Metazoa; Arthropoda; Insecta; Coleoptera; Curculionidae. Bases 139 to 2364 code for a protein of 741 amino acids. Gene Ontology annotation, cellular component: GARP complex; EARP complex; membrane. The transcript is spliced from 2 exons.